GUAAUGGUUAACUGCGCACAACAUGUCCUAAAGCAGCAAUCUACAGGAACGAAAACGAGAUCAAAAUGGUGGUUACUAAGAAUUCUUCGCCAACUGAUGAGGAUGACAGAUUAUACCAAGAACUCAAAGCCUUCGACGACUCAAAGGCUGGCGUUAAGGGCCUCGUUGAUGCUGGCAUCACCAAACUCCCUAGAAUUUUCAUCCGUCCACAAGACCAUGCCACCGGCGAACCAAACACAACGCAAUUCACUACUCCAAUUCCUGUGGUCGACCUUAGAGAUGUCAAGUUCCGACGAGAUGAGGCGGUGUCUCGUGUUCGGCGAGCGGCAGAGGAGGUGGGGUUCUUCCAGUUAGUCAAUCAUGGUGUGGCCAAGGAAGUGUUGGAGAAGAUGUUGGAGGGCGCCCGUGCGUUUCACGAGCUUCCAAGAGAAGUGAAAGAGGAGUAUUAUAGUAGGGAGGUGAAGAGGAAGGUGAAGUAUAAUAGUAACUUUGAUUUGUAUGAAUCAAAGUCUGCUAAUUGGAGGGAUACACUGUUUUGUGCUAUGGGGCCUCAGCCUCUUGAUCCUCAAGAGCUGCCUUUUGUUUGCAGGGAAAUAACAUUAGAGUACUCCAGGCUUGUUUAUAAAUUAGGGAUUUGUUUGCUUGAAUUACUCUCUGAAGCCCUUGGACUGAAGCCUGAUCAUCUGCUAAGUUUGGAUUGUGCAAAAGGGCAUUGUCUUCUUAGUCACUACUACCCAGCAUGCCCCGAGCCUGAGCUUACAAUGGGUACUACCAAACACUCUGAUCCUGCUUUUCUCAACAUUCUUCUUCAGGACCAUGUUGGUGGACUCCAGAUUUUCCAUCAGAAUCAGUGGAUCGAUGUUCCUCCGGUGCCUGGAGCUCUUGUAGUAAACAUUGGAGAUCUUUUACAGCUUAUGUCUAACGACAAGUUCAAAAGUGUGGAGCAUCGCGUACUGGCAAGUCAUAUAGGCCCCCGGGUGUCUGUGGCUUGCUUUUUGACACCAAAUUUAUACCCAUCAACCAGGAUUUACGGCCCAGUGAAGGAGCUGUUAUCAGAGCAAAAUCCUCCUGUAUACCGUGAGACCACAGUGCAAGACUUUAAUGCCUACUAUAAUUCAAAAGGACUUGAUGGAAAUUCUGCUCUUACUCAUUUCAAGUUCCCAAGAAUCAUUUGCAUUACCAAACAGAGAAUGGAUAUCUCAGUCGGUGGCAACCCAUCUUCUGAAACUGUAUCGGAUUAUGAUCGAGCUAGAGAGCUUCAAGCUUUUGAUGACUCCAAAGCUGGCGUCAAAGGACUAGCGGAUGCUGGAAUUCUGAACGUUCCAAGGAUAUUCAUUCGCCCACCUUCUCCUAAUGAGCUUGUUCACAAGUCAAAUCAUCACAAGAACAAUCUGCAGGUUCCUCUUAUAGAUCUUGGAGGCAAACACGAGGAGGUUGUUGAUCAAGUUAGGAGUGCAUCCGAGACAUGGGGCUUUUUCCAAGUGGUAAAUCAUGGGAUCCCCUUGAAUGUGUUGGAAGGGAUGAUUGAAGGAGUUGUUAAGUUUAAUGAACAAGAUGUUGAGGUGAAGAAAGAAUGGUAUACACGUGAUGUGAAGAAACAAGUGACUUUCAAUACCAACUUCGAUCUGUUUCAAUCAAAAGCUGCCAAUUGGAGGGAUACAAUCACUUUUCCUGUGUUGGCUUCUGAGAAUUUUGAUCCUCAGCUACUCCCUGCAGCUCUCAGAGAUGUCGCAAUGGAGCAUGCCGAACGAGUCAGAAAGUUAGGAGACACUCUAUUUGAAUUACUGUCGGAGGCUCUAGGCCUGAAACCUGAUCAUCUUAAAGGCCUUGAAUGUGCUGGAAAAUGCACAUGUGUAGGCCACUACUAUCCCCCAUGCCCACAGCCAGAGCUUACAAUUGGAAUAAGCAGUCACUCUGAUCCUUCAUUCCUUACAGUUCUGGUGCAAGAUCACACUGGCGGUCUCCAAGUCUUGCAUGAAAAUCAGUGGGUUGAGGUUCGCCCCAUUCCAGGGGCCUUGGUGGUAAAUAUAGGGGACUAUCUCCAGAUCAUCUCAAACGACAAGUUUAAGAGCGUCGAUCACAGAGUGGUAACCAAUAACGUUGCCCCAAGGGUGUCUGUGGCCUGCUUUUUCACAGGAAGAGAUAGUGUACCCCCGAAAUCCUACGGCCCCUUGAAAGAGCUGAUUUCAGAAGAAAAUCCACCUCUCUACAGAAACUUCCUGGUCUCUGAAUUUUUUGGCAAAUAUUUUGACGGGGGAUUGGAUGGGAAGGCUACCCUGGACAAAUUCAAGCGAGGAAGCUAGCAGUAUGAUUGUGGUACUACAAAGCAGUCUUUGGAAACAACUGGUACAAAGUUGUUUAAUAAAACUUCCAUGUUAUCUAUAUUCUGUACUUAAAUAAGUUCUCAGGUAUAGAUCAGAAUAGCUGCAUUCAAACACCAGCUACUUUAUGCGUUUCUCAA
This is a messenger RNA of Mangifera indica (mango), 2461 nucleotides long. RefSeq lists its product as uncharacterized. Lineage: Eukaryota; Viridiplantae; Streptophyta; Magnoliopsida; Sapindales; Anacardiaceae. The record is from RefSeq and is a predicted model, not a curated record. Bases 66 to 2303 code for a protein of 745 amino acids. The transcript is spliced from 6 exons.